Messenger RNA from Danio aesculapii, 2992 nucleotides. RefSeq names its product B-cell receptor CD22-like. The transcript is spliced from 8 exons. The coding region runs from base 42 to 1406 and encodes 454 amino acids. Lineage: Eukaryota; Metazoa; Chordata; Actinopteri; Cypriniformes; Danionidae. The record is from RefSeq and is a predicted model, not a curated record.
CCAGGAACAUCUCGGUGUCCAUCAGUGGAUCUGCUGUAAUAAUGUCUGGAGAUUCAGUGACUCUAAACUGCAGCAGUGUCUCAAACCCUCCUGCAGAAAUUAACUGGUUUAAAGGAGAAACAUCUGUAGGAUCUGGAAGAAUCUUCAGCAUCUCCAAGAUCAGCUCUGAUGACAGUGGAGAAUACAAGUGUAGAGCCAAAAAUGAACAUGGAGUGAAAUACUCUGAUCCUGUGACUUUAGAUGUCCAGUACCCACCCAGGAACGUCUCAGUGUCCAUCCAUGGAUCUGCUGUAAUAAUGGCUGGAGAUUCAGUGACUCUGAACUGCAUCAGCGACUCAAACCCUCCUGCAGAAAUCAGCUGGUUUAAAGGAGAAACAUCUGUAGGAUCUGGAAGAAUCUUCAACACCUCCACAAUCAGCUCUGAUGACAGUGGAGAAUACAAGUGUAGAGCCAGAAAUAAACAUGGAGAGGAAUACUCUCUUCCUGUGACUUUAGAUGUGCAGUAUCCCCCCAGAAAUGUCUCAAUGUCCAUCAGUGGAUCUGCUGUAAUAAUGUCUGGAGACUCUGUGACUCUGAACUGCAGCAGUGACUCAAACCCUCCUGCAGAGAUCAGCUGGUUUAAAGAAGAAACAUCUGUAGGAUCUGGAAGAAUCUUCAACAUCUCCAAGAUCAGCUCUGAUGACAGUGGAGAAUACAAGUGUAGAGCCAGAAAUGAACAUGGAGAGGAAUACUCUGAUCCUGUGACUUUAGAUGUGCAGUACCCACAUAGGAAUGUAUCAGUGUCCGUCAGUGGAUCUGCUGUAAUAAAAGAGGGAGAUUCAGUGACUCUGAGCUGCAAUAGCGACUUAAACCCUCCUGCAGAAAUCAACUGGUUUAAAGGAGAAAUAUUUGUAGGAACUGGAAGAAACUUCAACAUCUCAAAUAUCAGCUCUGGUGACAGUGGAGAAUACAAGUGUAGAGUCAGAAAUGAACAUGGAGAGAAAUUCUCUGAUCCUGUGACUUUAGAUGUCCAGUAUCCUCCCAGGAACGUCUCAGUGUCAGUCACUGAUUCUGGUCAGCUUUGGUUUGAUUCAGUGAGUCUGAUGUGCAUCAGUGACGCAAACCCUCCUGCUCUGAAUUUCAGCUGGUUUAAGGAGAAUCAAAGCUCAGCUGUUGGAUCUGGACAGAGUUUCAGUGCAGUACAGAGUGGACGCUUCUACUGUGAGGCUCACAAUCCACAUGGAGCUCAGAGAUCAGACGCCGUCACUGUCACUGUUCAUCAAGGCGCUGGGAGAAACAUUACUGUGAUCAUAGUGACAUCUGCAGGAUUAAUAAUCAUCAUUAUUUUGUUUGCAAUGCUUUGUAAAUGGAAGAGCAGAAGAUCUGCAUUGAAAGAGUCUGCGAUCAACAAGAAGAGGCUGCAGUGAGAGGCGGAGCCAGAAUUAAAUAAUCCUGAGCGGUGUGGGCGGAGCCACAGGUGAUUGACAGCGAUCAUUGGUGAUGAGUCACUGAAUUGCUUCAUAGUCUUAAGGUGUUUAAUAUUUUCGGUGUUCUGUGUUCAUGUUUCUCCUCUAAGUGUUCUGUAUUAUUAGUGACAGUCUUAAGAUUAUUUAGGUUGUACUGCUACUGAUGUUUAUGUGGCUUUAUCUUGUGUUGAGCUUGAAGUUAAACGAAUGUGUUCUCUUGUUUUUUCUGUAAAGAGUGACAGUGAUUUAAACACCUCUGGUCAUGAUUUUAUUCUGAAUGGUGUUGUAAGGGUUCAUCUAUUAGUCCUAUGACCGAACUAACAGUAUGGGUGAAGGUUAAAUUUAAUCUGACUCCAAUCCUGAUCACCUUAUAGGUUGUGAUUUGCUCUAAUUUAGAUUGAUUAACCUAAUAAAUCCUUAUUUUCAGUUAAUGGUUCAUCGUUUACCUGAAGUCGCUUAGAGUCAGUAUGCUGGUCAGUUUCAUAUGCUCACGGACACAUCCUCGCUGUUUCUGGUUCUUAGAUAAAAGGAUAUAACUGUAAAUGAAUUUCCUUUAAGUAAUAAUUGGCCACCCUUUGCUUGCUCAUACUUAAAGAAAGUUUGAUUUAGCCACUAGAUCAUAUCAUACUAAGUCAGUGAUUGUCAGAAAUCAACAGGUCUCUAAUACUGUGCCUAUGCUCAAUCCAUUGAGUCGGAAUAUAUGACCAAUCCUGGUCGUAGGCUGCGGAAACAUCAGCCUAAACAAUCUACAUCUUCAGCAUCUCCAAGAUCAAUUUUUGAUUUAUAUGUCAGUCAAAGAUUUUCUAUUCCAAUUCACAUAAUUAAACAAAAUAAGCCAGUCAAGAUUGUACAACAUCAAUUACUCAAAGAUACAUUUAAGAGUUAGAGAUUGAUACCUGACCGUGUAGAAGAACGUUGCAGCAUAUAAGUCUUAACACACUGCAACGGGGUAUCCUGGCUACAGAAUCCCACAGACACUUCUGUACAUCUCACUUAAAUACUCAAAUCAUCAUAAAUUAAAGACAUUACAAGCUUCACCAAGACUCUUGCCUGCUCAUGAGUUGAUGUAAAGACCAUUUUCCCUGGAGUGGAGCAUCUGGCAAAGAUCUUAUCAAAGUCAAAACCCAAAUUAACUAAAAUAAGAGAGAUUGUAAAAUAUUACAGUGAAAUUAGGACCACUUUACCAAUCACACAGAGACAUUUAAAAGGACACCAAACAUGAAUAUAGAGCCACAAGAUACACUACAUUAAAAACGUAGACAUCCUGUGUGGAGCUGCUCUGGUGGAGAAGGUAAAGUCCAGGGCAAAGAGGGGGGCACAGAAUGCAUGAUCGAGACAACCUGAACAACUGGUUUCCUAGCUGAUCUUCUUCUUAGAUUAGAAAAAUUAUUGUUUUAGUGCUUGUCCAUUCUCAUGGUCUUGUCUCGUGUGGAGUUCUAUAACAGUUCUCAGAGUUUAAUAUUAUAGAGAGAUAUAGCCAUCCUUACAGUGUGUAAUGUGUAUCUCUGUAAUUUAUUGUAACCAGUAGUCAUUUUACCAUGCUAAUA